AUGCACAGCACACCGACCUUGGACCUUCUCCCUUCGCCGCCCCCAUCCGACACCGAUGGCGCCAGCUCACCAAAGAGCUCCGUCGAGGCGCUUUCCUCUCUUAUCAAAUCCACCUACCAAAGCUCUGAGCUACGAUUCUUUGUCAAUGGGCGACCCGUGACCGUGAAAAAUCCCAAUCCCGACUGGGGAACAAAGCUAGGAUGUGGCGAAGGAGGCUGCGGAGCCUGUACUGUGGUGGUGCAAACGGCUGAGCCUGGCAGACAUGUCAGACACCUUGCUGUCAAUGCCUGUCUAUAUCCGCUUGUUGGAUUGGAUGGAAAGAGUCUGAUUACCAUUGAAGGACUUGGUACAGUCCAUCGUCCACACCCACUCCAAGAGAGAGUGGCGAAGAUGCAUGGCACACAAUGCGGUUUCUGUACUCCGGGCAUUGUCAUGAGCUUGUACGCACUCAUCAGAAAUUCAUAUCGGAACGGUAAAUUCCAUCUUACAAACUCCGACGUCGAGCUCCAGGGUCACCUCGACGGAAAUCUUUGUCGAUGUACUGGCUACAAGCCAAUUCUCGAAGCCGCUCGGACGUUCAUCACAGAAGAUUUGAACGGAGAAGCCGAUGCAAACGCUUUUCGUGCUACCCAUGGUUCCGGAUCAUGUGGUCGACCAGGUGGUUGCUGUCGAGAUGAUCCCAAUGCCAAGGGCUGCGGUUCAGCCAAGCCUACUGAGGCAGAAAUUACACCACCGAGUUCACCUGGCAAGUCAUUCGCGGAGCCUACCUUCUUGCCAUACGAUGCUUCCACUGAGCCGAUAUUUCCACCCUCACUUUGGAAGUAUGAGCCUCGACCAAUCUGUUAUGGAGAUGAGCGACGACUUUGGUUUAGGCCGACAAGCUUGGAGCAGCUUGUCGAGUUGAAGGCCGUUUAUCCCUCGGCCAAAAUCGUGGGCGGCGCCAGUGAGACCCAGAUCGAAGUCAGAUUUAAAAAGAUGAACUACCGUGUCUCCGUCUUUGCGGCAGAUAUUCCCGAGUUAAACAGCCACGAAGACCCGAGUCAACUGAGUCAGGCUAAGCUCAGCGCCCUCAAGGAGAUCACAAUUCCGGGCAACCUAUCAUUGACCAAGGUGGAAGACCUUUGCACCAACUUGUACCAAAAACUUGGUCGACGCGCUUUGCCCUUGGAGGCACUCAGGAAACAGCUUCGCUACUUUGCCGGACGUCAGAUCCGGAAUGUGGCCAGUCUUGCAGGCAGUCUCGCUACAGCAAGCCCAAUUUCAGAUUCUGCACCUGUGCUUCUAGCGGCUGGGGCAAGGGUAAGUGUGCUGUCGCGGAAGCUUGGGGCCUUUGAUAUCCCCCUGUCAUCUUGGUUUGUGUCUUACCGAACGACUGCCCUUCCAGAAGAUGGAGUCAUCACCCAAAUCAUCAUUCCCCUAGCAGAUGAAGAUGCUCUGGAAAUCACAAAAGCCUACAAGCAAGCCAAGAGAAAAGACGACGAUAUUGCCAUUGUCACUUCUGGUUUGAGAGUCCGUCUUGAUCAAGAUGGCUUGGUGCAAGACUCGGGCUUUGCCUUUGGUGGAAUGGCUCCGACUACCGUGAUUGCCGCCAAGGCACAAGAAGCCGUUGCUGGAAAGCGAUGGGCCGACACAGCUACACUAGAGGCAGCGAUCGAUGCCCUAUUGGAGCAAUUCGAUCUGCCUUUUGGUGUGCCUGGUGGCAUGGCCCAUUAUCGCAGAGUUCUGACCAUAUCCAUGUUCUUCCGAUUCUGGCACGAAGUUGUCAGUGAGCUGGGUCUCGCAAAGGUUGACCCCGAUUUAAUCCAAGAAAUUCACCGCGAAAUAUCCUCGGGCAACCGCGACAACUUUACGGCCUCCAUGAAAAACAGAGGAACCAGAACUGUAGGACGACCAGUUCCCCAUCUCUCGGCACUGAAGCACUGCACUGGAGAGGCAGAGUAUGUCGAUGACAUGCCUCGGCAGCACAAUGAACUUUUUGGUGCACCAGUCAUGUCCAAGAUGGCACACGCCGAAAUCCUCAUUGUCGAUUGGGCAGCUGCCUUGGAGAUGCCAGGUGUGGUAGGCUAUCUUGACAAGAACAGUCUGUCAUCAAACCAAAACACAUGGGGCCCAGUUGUUCGUGACGAGGAGCUAUUCGCUGACGGCAAAGUUCAUUUCUAUGGACAAAUCAUUGGGCUCGUCUAUGCGGAAUCGGCUCUGCAAGCUCGAGCAGCUGCCGAUCGUGUUCAAGUCAACUACAAUGCCCUGCCUUCCAUAAUCACCAUUGACGAAGCGAUCAAGGCCAACAGAUUUUUCAAGCAUGGAAAGCAACUGAGGAAAGGUGAUGCCGUUGAAGGGUCACUCGAAGACGCCUUUAGCAAGUGUGCACAUGUCUUUGAAGGAACUACGAGGAUGGGUGGCCAGGAACACUUUUACCUCGAGACCAACGCGGCGCUUGCAAUUCCCCACAUGGAAGACGGCUCCAUGGAGGUUUAUGUUUCAUCACAGAAUCUCAUGGAGAACCAAGUCUUUGUUGCCCAGGUUUUAGGUGUCCCGAUGAGUCGGGUCAACAUGCGAGUCCGUCGCAUGGGAGGAGCCUAUGGCGGCAAGGAGUCAAGAAGUACCCCUAUUGCCAUGCUGGUGGCUUUGGCAGCGCGCAAGGAAUCUCGUCCCGUGCGGAUGAUGCUCAACCGCGAUGAGGAUAUUGCUACCAGCGGCCAGAGACAUCCAUUCCAAUCGCACUGGAAGGUUGGCGUUGAUUCGCAGGGAAAGAUUCAGGUCCUGGAUGUGGAUAUCUACAACAAUGCCGGUCAUACGCUGGACAUGAGCUCGGCUGUGAUGGAUCGCGCUUGUACUCACGUCGAUAAUUGUUACUACAUCCCGCACGCCUGGGUCCGAGGAUGGGUCUGCAAGACCAACACCGUCAGCAACACAGCAUUCCGCGGCUUUGGUGGUCCUCAAGGGAUGUACAUCACCGAGAACAUCAUGUACACCAUCUCGGAAGGUCUGAACAUUGACGUCGACGAACUCCGAACUCGAAACCUGUACCAAAUUGGGCAACGAACUCCGUUCUUACAGGAAAUCACAGACGACUUUCAUGUCCCUACCAUGCUGGAGCAGCUCACUGUCACUUCUGACUACGAGAAGCGGAAGGCGGCGGUCAAGGAGUUCAACUCAAAGAAUCGCUACAAGAAGAGAGGCAUCAGCAAGAUACCCACCAAGUUUGGCCUCAGUUUUGCAACUGCCCUGUGCCUCAACCAAGCCGCAGCCUACGUCAAAAUCUACGAGGACGGCUCAGUUCUCUUACACCAUGGAGGCACCGAGAUGGGCCAAGGCCUGUACACCAAGAUGGCCCAGGUCGCAGCCGAGGAACUAGGCGUUAGCGUGGACGAGGUUUACAACAAGGAGUCGCAGACUGACCAGAUCGCCAAUGGUUCUCCCACCGCAGCUUCCUCAGGAAGCGACUUGAAUGGACAGGCGGUCAAGAAUGCAUGUGAUCAGAUCAAUGAGCGUCUGAAGCCGUACCGAGAGAAGUAUGGCUAUGAUGCGCCGCUAUCCAAGAUUGCGCAUGCGGCGUAUUCCGACAGGGUGAACCUGGCGGCAAAUGGUUUCUGGAAGAUGCCCCGGAUUGGUUAUGUGUGGGGAAACUGGAAAGAUCCUCUACCUAUGUAUUACUACUGGACUCAGGGAGUUGCUAUAACAGAGGUCGAGCUGGACACCCUGACUGGAGAUUCUACGGUCCUUAGAACUGAUCUCAUGAUGGACAUUGGUCGAUCCAUAAAUCCAGCUCUUGACUAUGGCCAGAUUGAAGGAGCCUUUGUGCAAGGUCAAGGCCUGUUCACAAUGGAAGAGUCCUUGUGGACGAAGAGUGGAGAGCUGUUUACCAAGGGUCCUGGAACAUACAAGAUCCCAGGCUUCUCUGAUAUCCCUCAAGUAUUCAACAUCUCAACUUUACAGCAUGACUCCGAAGGAAAGCCGAUCAGCUGGGAGAAGAUCCGUUCUAUCCAGAGCAGCAAAGGUACAGGAGAGCCUCCUCUCUUCUUAGGAUCUUCAGUCUUCUUCGCUCUGAGGGAAGCUGUCAAGGCAGCUCGCGAGAUGAACAACGUCACAGAGCCUCUGCUCAUGGACGCCCCCAGCACUGCAGAGAAGCUGCGGUUGGCUGUUGGUGAUAGUUUGGUGCGCCGGGCCGGAGUGGUUUGCAAGGAGGGAGAGAAGAAUUUCUUUACUAGAAUAGAGACAUAG
This is a messenger RNA of Fusarium vanettenii 77-13-4, 4221 nucleotides long. RefSeq lists its product as uncharacterized. The coding region runs from base 1 to 4221 and encodes 1406 amino acids. Lineage: Eukaryota; Fungi; Ascomycota; Sordariomycetes; Hypocreales; Nectriaceae. The record is from RefSeq and is a predicted model, not a curated record. The transcript is spliced from 11 exons. Gene Ontology annotation, molecular function: iron ion binding; FAD binding; oxidoreductase activity.